CUCUAUAAAAACUCUCAAAGACCAGCAACUCAGACAUUGGCCAUUCUGGGCACGGUGCUCAACUUACUGGCUGCCGUUGCUAGACCGAUUGCCGAUGAAGGACGCGGGCUUACCAUUUUCUUGACUAUUUUCUAUUUGGUUGCUGCAUUACUCUGCUUUUCCGGGUUUUAUGGCGUUCAGAAGAAUAAUUUCAAACUCGUCAAAGUCUUUGCCGUAUUUUACUGGAGCUACAUCGUCUUGCUUCUUUCGUCAAUCGUAUUCGAAACUGUUAUCCUUUCCUUGACUGUUUCUGACGAUUGCUCAAAAUUGGAUGACUGUUCAGACGAAGUCCGUACAGUGGUUGCGUUCACUAUAACUGCUACUCUUUGGUGGCUGCUUCAGUUGCAUUUCAAUUUGGUUGUGUGGAGCUAUUACAAGCAACUCGCUUCUCAACAAGAAUAUCAAGAAAUUCCCGACAAUGCAUGA
Paraglomus occultum is the source of this 465-nucleotide messenger RNA. The record is from the annotation of a GenBank genome assembly. NCBI's taxonomy places the organism in Eukaryota, Fungi, Glomeromycota, Glomeromycetes, Paraglomerales, Paraglomeraceae.